GCACACACAGCACCAGCAGACCCACCACCAGCUCCUACAGUACCAGACUGUGCAGCUGCACCAUCAGCAUCCACACCUCCAAGUGGCACAGCUCCCACAGGACCAGACAGGCCACCAGUUGCAAGGGAUGCAGCUCCAACAUCAGCAGCAGCAACAUCAUCACAUUCCAGUUGUAGCUCUCCACCAGAUGCCACAGCAGCACCACCACCAAAUGCACCAGCAUUUGCAGCAUCAACAACAACUCCUUGCUGAGCAGCACAUUCAUCAGCAACACCAUCAUCAACACCAACAGCACCAUCAACAACAGCAGCAGCAGCAACAGCAGCAACAGUCGCAGCCAAAUCACAUCGCAAUUCAUCACCAGCAGCAGCAGAAGAAUCACGUGAAUCCAAUCAUAAAUCCCACACCGUCACAACAACCCCAACCCCAAUCGCAACAGCCCCUCAGCAAGCCCGCCACCAAUGACAACACUUUGGUCUUUGUCGACUGUGAUAUAGACAUCGAGGAUUGCGACUGCAACCUCAUAACUGAUCCUCCUGCCUCAAUCAAAGACACAUCUCAUGACGAGGAACUGCAAGAGUGCUCGGAGAUGGUGGAGGAAGAAGAGCCUAAGAUCUCUAGCUCGGAAGUCAGCCAGAUUACCUCCCCAGAGUCAGUGGACAUAGGCUCUGUUGGUAGUGGCGGCCAUCAGAAGGAGGACAUAGGAAUCCACAGUCAAGAAGUUAUUGAUGAAUCUCCGGACAGCCACAACCAAGAGCAGACGAGUGGUCAAGGAUACAUUGCUGUUGAAACACCGGAAAACAAUGAAGCUGAGAACUCGCCAAUUGUGUCCUCAACUGUUGUGCAAGAUGAGCCAAGAAAAGUAGAGGAAGCAACUGAAUAUCACAAACCUACUCUGUUGGCUAAAAACGUCAAAAGCAAAAAACAUGCAAAGUUGCAGAUUUGUCGUCAGUGUGACCAGGUGUUUUCAAAUCGUCAGGCGCUAGUCAGACACAUUGAACGAAGGCAUAAAGCUUAUGCAUUUCAUUUUAGCUGUGAUACCUGCCGUAAAAAAUUCAGCUCUGAGAGGGCACUUACCAGACAUGUUCAGCUUCACAAGACAUACCCAUGUAAAUUAUGUGAUAAUAUAUUCUUCAGGAAAGCUAAACUCAAGAAACACCUGGAAGAUCAUACACAAGACAGCUUGGCUUGUAAAGUGUGCUCAAAAGAGUGUACAUCCCUCCAGGCUCUUAUAUCACAUAUGAAAACUCAUACACAGAAAAAGAAAGUAAACAAAUGUAAUGUGUGCUCCAAAAUAUUUGCAAACAACAGGAACCUGAAAGUGCACAUGAGAACUCAUACAGGAGAGAAACCAUUUGUUUGUGAGAACUGUGGAAGGAGUUUCAGUCACCGUAGCAAUAUGCAAACACACCAUGACACCUGUACUGGUCAGUUCAGUCAUAGAUGUCAGAUAUGUGGAAGAGGUUUUGCUUUGGAGUCCGUUUAUCGCAGGCAUCGGGGCGGGAACAUAAAGGGGCUUUAA
Messenger RNA from Penaeus monodon (black tiger shrimp), 1522 nucleotides. RefSeq names its product zinc finger protein 26-like. NCBI's taxonomy places the organism in Eukaryota, Metazoa, Arthropoda, Malacostraca, Decapoda, Penaeidae. Bases 128 to 1522 code for a protein of 464 amino acids. The transcript has 2 exons. The record is from RefSeq and is a predicted model, not a curated record.